Molecule: messenger RNA, 1116 nt
Organism: Anopheles moucheti
Lineage: Eukaryota; Metazoa; Arthropoda; Insecta; Diptera; Culicidae
Product: probable chitinase 10
Exons: 4
Coding region: 1-1116 (371 amino acids)
Cellular component (GO): extracellular region
Molecular function (GO): chitin binding
Source: RefSeq, a predicted model, not a curated record
AUGCAAGGAAAUGUGGUGGUUAACAAAUACGAUUACAACAAUGUUUUCCAUAUUCAUUAUUUGUAUGUUUUGAUAGCCAUCGUUUUGGCCCUGAUUGGGUUUUUUGUUGGUUCGACAUCGGCGAGGUUUAUAUCGGAUAAUAUUUGCCUAGCAAUGCCAAAUGGACAAAAGUUACCUGUCACUGAUGACUGUGCUUCAUACAUCGUAUGCGAAUAUAAUGUGCAGAAAAUACAACAUUGUUCCUUCGGCACGCUGUUCGAUCCGUACUCAAUGGUGUGCAAUUGGGCCUCAUUUGUUAAAUGUGGUCAAACACCUUCACUACCGCCUAUUAAUAUACCAUCAUCAUCCACCUCACUCUUCAUUCCGACUGCUCCAACACCUACCCGCACGACGUCCUUUAGACCACCUACUAGUUUUCCCAACAUUUCUACCUCACCUGUCAUACCUACGGCUCCCACUCCUUCCCGUACGACUUCUUUCGAACCUCCUACAGGAUUUCCCAGUGUGCCUACCGCUCCUACUCCUCCACCGACUAUGAGCACCACGACCACCAAAAAACCAUAUCAACCACCCUACAUUCCCACGGCUCCCACAGCACCUCCCACAACACGGCCUCCAGCGGUGGUAACUCCCAUCACGACUAUUCGGCCAACAUCUGCACCGCGUCCUGUUAGUACGUCACCACCCUUCUACCCACCGAAAAAUCCAUACCCAUUUUGCACGCCGGAAGAGUUCAGCUUCAUCGCUCAUCCAUCCGCUUGCGAAAGCUACUAUAUUUGCGCCUACGGUAAGCUCAUCCUGCACAGCUGUGGUCAUGGUGUAUACUGGAAUACGGCUACAAAUCAAUGUGACUUUCCGGAAAAUACCGACUGCACUAAUCUACCUAAUCCAGCCGCUCCAGAAACGUCGACUCCGUCCGCUGAAACAACGACCAUAUCAAGUACUCCCGAUUGUUAUGGAAGUGAAAUUUUUUACCCCAAUUACAACGACUGCAGCCAGUACUACAUAUGUAUUGGACUGCAACCAAUCCUGAUGAGUUGCCCGACCAAUUACCUAUGGAACAAUAAUACAGCCCAGUGUGAUCUCCCAACGAAUGCAGUCUGUGCACAGAAAUAA